GAUAAGCCCCGGAUGAGCCCCCGAUGGCCAAGGUCUCGCCUCCUCCUCGGGAUCAUCAUGUCGUCGUUGGUCCCUCGAGAGCGGCAAAUUAAUAAGUAAAUGAGCAACUUUUUCUCGCGUGUGGUCCAGACUCCCGUCUUCUUCCUCGACCGCUAACCUUACCGGUCCCCAAAUGUCGCCUCUCGUGCUGCUGCUCCUCGCGCACCUACUCGCCACGGCCACUGCAGCGGGAGCAGCGCGGACCAGGGACGACGGGCCUCCUGCUCCGUCGUCGUCGUCCCCGCGGGUGCCGGCGACGACGCCGCCGUGGCCGGACCAGUUCCACGCGGUGGUGGUGACGAACCUGAGCGCGCGCGGCGGCGGGCUGCAGCUGAUCGACCUGUACUACGACUGGCCGCGAGGGCGCGACCUGAACAUCGUCCGCGACCAGCUGUCCGGCGAGCGGCGCUGGAGCUGGAACGUGGAGUGGAGCAACGGCACCGCCUUCCUGUUCGACUCCGCGUCCUGCCGCACCUUCCAGUUCGCCGUGGGCCUCCUGCCGCCCGACUGGAAGGCCCGCGGCGCCGCCUACCUGGGGCGCGACCGCGUCGACGGCUUCGACUGCCACGUCUGGUCCAACUUCGUCUUCGCCCGCUACUACGAGGACGUCGCCACCGGACGCCCCGUCAGCUGGAACUUCAAUGGGCUGCAGCGGCAUGUGCUGAGCUUCGAGGCGGGGGCAGUGCUGCAGGACUCCUCCAAGUGGCAGGCGCCGGCUUACUGCUUCACCAACACCAAUGGCAGCAGUGCCGACGCCGCCGCUUCGUCUUCCUGAGAUCACGUCGCUGGGCCUCCGGAGUCCGGGCUCCACCUGCAGCUGGACGCUGCAUGUCAUUUGGCAGUCGGCUCUCAUCUUGAUGGUUGACUCAGGAGAGCCUUUUACUAUUAGUCAGUACCGAUUCUCGCGUCGCGUGGGCUAGAAUCCGUGCGAUGCCACGGAACAUAAAUUGACGAGCCUUCAAUAGCGCGACGGACGACGUGAGUAUAAUGGUGGGAUUGUUUAGUGGUGCUAUUAAGAAUCAACUCAAUAAUCAUAAUACAUAUUGAAUCCUGUCAUUUUUAUUG
This is a messenger RNA of Zea mays, 1104 nucleotides long. RefSeq lists its product as uncharacterized. Lineage: Eukaryota; Viridiplantae; Streptophyta; Magnoliopsida; Poales; Poaceae. The record is from RefSeq and is marked validated. The transcript is spliced from 2 exons. Bases 173 to 814 code for a protein of 213 amino acids.